Molecule: messenger RNA, 3188 nt
Organism: Onychostoma macrolepis
Lineage: Eukaryota; Metazoa; Chordata; Actinopteri; Cypriniformes; Cyprinidae
Exons: 4
Coding region: 1-2409 (802 amino acids)
Biological process (GO): DNA repair; telomere maintenance
Molecular function (GO): DNA helicase activity
Source: RefSeq, a predicted model, not a curated record
AUGGAUGACUACAAUAGCUACGUUGAGGCAUUGUCCACUUCCAACGUGAUUUUGCUGAAGCGUGACCCAAAGGAGUCUUGGGUGAAUGGAUACAAUCCAGAUUUGUUAAGGGCAUGGAACGCUAACAUGGACAUUCAGUACGUUCUUGACCCUUUUAGCUGCAUCAUGUAUAUGCUGUCGUAUAUUUCCAAGCCAGAGCAUGAAACGAGCAAUUUACUGAAGAACGUAAUCAAGCGUGUGCGUCAAAGAGAUGUUAAUGAGGAAGAUGAAAUGAAGCACAUAAUGCAGGCCUACUCAAAGCUCAGGCAAGUAAGCGCUCAGGAGUCUGUGGCACGAACAUGCAGCUUACCGAUGAAAAAGUGUUCACGAAGCAUUGUGUUUAUACCGACGGACGAUGAUGCACUGAAGAUGAGUCUUCCCCUCAGUGUCCUACACAACAAAGAUCCCGAUUCAGAGGCAGUGUUGCCAAACCCCUCCCUCAGAAAAUCUCUAGAACCACCCUCAAAAAUAAAUAUAGGGCAAGGCCUCAAACACGGGAGUUUGAAAAGAAGCAAAGAUUUUGCUUUGGAAUACCGUAUUGUGUAUGGUCAGCAAACGGAGGGUAAGAAUGUUCACCGGCUGCUCAACAGUAUGGGAUUUUUUCAGAAAAGAACUGUUGGUAAGGCUGCAGUUAUUAGAUAUGCACGGUUUUCGGAGGAAGAACAACCCGAAAAGUUUUACGGUAGAUUACUGAAGCUUUAUAUGCCACAUCGUUUCAAUGCACAGCUAAAACCUCAUACAUUUCCAACCUAUGAGCAGUUUUACAAAAGUGCAUCUGUGGAACUUCCUACCCACCCUGGUCUCCUGAUGCCUGUUCGUGCUGUAGUGAAAGCACACCAGCAGAAGUUUGAUGAAGUGGAUAAGGCACUUGAUCAGCUGCAACAGCAAGGGCCACCUGAGAACGCGUGGACAGCUUUUGCACCUGAAAUUGAAGUGGAUCGUUUGGAGUGCAUUGCAGAAGGAGACGACAUCAAUCCAGAUGAUGAGAAUGUACAAUAUGAUGUACCAGAAUAUCAGAUUCUUGAACAUGGAGAUGGAGUCAUGCCACAAAGAGAGGCACCGCAGUUGAGUAUUGAAUUUGCUAGGAAGUUGUUUAGAAGUCUAAAUGAGACUCAGGCAGCCAUAUUCUACACUGUCUGCCAGUGGUGCCAGAAGCGUGUGUGGGGUCAAAAUCCAGAACCGUUUUUUUACUUCGUAUCAGGUGGUGCUGGUUGUGGAAAAUCGCACGUCAUCAAGUGCAUAUACAUGGAAGCAACCAAGAUUCUGCGACAACUGCCUCGAGGGGAUCUCUCUGUGCCUACAGUGCUCUUAAGUGCAUUUACUGGAACGGCAGCAUUCAAUAUUUCCGGUAAAACACUGCAUCCCAUUUUAAAACUUCCAAGGAAUCUGAAGCCACCAUAUCAAGGACUUGGAAAUGCCCUAGAUGAACUACGAGCUAGAUUACGUGAUGUGGAGAUUCUUAUCAUUGAUGAAGUGUCAAUGAUUUCCAAGGAUCUUUUUGCCUACAUAAACUGGAGAUUUCAGCAGAUCAAAGGCAGCAAGAAACCUUUCAGGGGAAUCUUGGUCCUCGCUGUGGGCGACUUUCACCAACUGCCACCGCUUGGUAAAGCCAAACCACUCUGCGUGUAUGAAGAUGAUGUUUUGGACUUCUGGAAGGACCAUUUCCAAAUGAUCACCCUCACAGAGAUCAUGCGUCAGAAAGAAGACCUUGCUUUUGCCCAACUUCUGAACCGACUACGAGUGGAGCAGAAGACCGAAGCUCUCAGGGGAGAAGAUAGAGGUUUGUUACUGCAGGCUGUGAAGAAGCCCGAAGACUGCCCUCGUGAUGCACUGCACAUAUUUGCCACCAAUAAAGAAGUUCACAGGCACAAUGCUGACACAGUACAUGCUCUUCACACUGACAUCAUUACCAUUGAUGCCGAAGACUACAGGAAAGACCCAAGAACAGGAGCGAUGAAGAGACAAAACAAGCCUAUCAUCGGAAAAAAGGAUGACUUGCUUGAUACCAUACAGGUUGCAGUGGGAGUACGUAUUAUGGUGACUAGGAAUCUGGAUGUCGAAGAUGGAAUCGUUAAUGGAUGCUUUGGGAAGAUUUCAAACAUUGUCACUAAAACAAGAAAUGGAAUCGACACUGUACAGAUGCUAGGACUUCAGCUUGACAGUCCAAAUGCAGGACAGAAAUACCGCAAAAGGGUGCAAGGUGAUGAAGAUAACUUGGUUUAUAUUGAGAGAUCCGAAGAAAAUCUAAGGAAAGGAGCAGUUCGUCGACAAUUCCCCAUCAAGUUAGCCUACGCCGGCACAGCACAGAUAUUCUUUGCACAACGGAAACUCACCUGUCAGGCUCAUGUAUUUCACCACAUCUCCAACUGAAAGGAUACAAGAUGAUUGCAAAGAAUAGACACGUCUCCUACUCAACCUAUGCAGAAAUUGCGAAGAAAGAUGGUGGAGUUGCAAUAUUUUGCAAAGAAGACAUUCAAGCUCAACCCCGACAGUACAUACACAAUGUCACUGACCUGGAGUUUGUCAUCAUCAAAAUUGACACACCCACGAAUGCAACGAUUGCUACUGUGUAAAGGCUUUGCUUUAACCCCUGGAUGGGACAAACUGUGUAUAGCACUGAAGACCAAAGCAAGGACGAUGCUGAAGACAGAAGAAGCAGAGAAAUAAGCAUACUAAAGCAGGAUAUCCAGCCUGUACGACGAAUCAGAUCCAGUGGCUAGAUGGCGGGAGAUGCUUCCUUCAUCUAAUAAUUGGAUGGCUAAUUAAUCUUAAUAUGUAAUUAAUAAAUUGUUUGACCAUAUUACAUAAUUGGUUUAAUUUCUAAAUAUAUUAAUAUUUCACAUAUUAAGUAAGUAAAAUGAAUGUGUUCUUGAAAUGUGUGCGUCGUGCCAGAGGAGGAUGGGUCCCCCUGCUGAGUCUGGUUCCUCUCAAGGUUUUUUACCUCCUAACUUUAUGGAGUUUUUUCCUUUCCUUCACUGGGGGUGUUGUGCCAAAUCCCGUCUCUCUCUCGGGUCCUUUCCAACCAGGGUUUUCAAAACGGACGUUUUUAAUCAAAUAAAAAUUUAAUGAAAUAACCAGGGCUGCACAAUUAAUUAAAAAACUAAAUUAAAUCAUGUUAUGGCUUAGUGACAAUCAAAAACGUAUAUAUA